Stereum hirsutum FP-91666 SS1 is the source of this 993-nucleotide messenger RNA. RefSeq lists its product as uncharacterized. Bases 1 to 993 code for a protein of 330 amino acids. The transcript is spliced from 9 exons. The record is from RefSeq and is a predicted model, not a curated record. Lineage: Eukaryota; Fungi; Basidiomycota; Agaricomycetes; Russulales; Stereaceae.
AUGACCAUCCUCAAAGUCGACAAAUCAAACCCUCCCGCCUCAGCAUUUUCGGAGCCCUCAGAGCCUUCUGAUAUCAAGCCCGCAGACUCACCGAAAGAGCAGAUCACGAAACAGCAGGAGGAGAACCCGCAGGUCAUGAUGACGAAGGAUGAAGGAAGUAAGAAGGAAGGAAAGGAGGGGCAGGGUAAGGAGGCGAACAAGAACUGGGAUAAUAAGUCACAAUAUUUCGUCGAUAUACGUGAUGUAAAGCGUAUCAGUGCUCAACUGCUGUUCAGACUGUUCUCACCGAAAUUCGUGAUUUCAUGUAACGGCGACGAGACGGUACUUAGGAUCAAGUCAGAGCGCAAAAAGUCGGAGCUUCGUGGCUUUAUGGCUUUACUUUGGAGCUCGGAGCUCGACAGACAGACGAACGUGCAAAGCGAUCCGAGCUCGGGAAUCGGGGCCAUGGCAAAGACGACAGGCACCAAGACUACUCUGGUGCCGGCGGCGAAGUUAGGGGAGGGGUCUGAAUUCCGGGUCGAACAUGGCACUGAUAUCGACAAUAGCAGGAAAAAGGCUCGCGGGGCGUGGUGUGGAGUCUUGACUAUGGAGGGGACGUCAACGUACGCGUACAUAUGGGCAGUGGGUAGUAUCCAUGAUGUUUCUAGUAGUAGUACCAGUAGAGCCAGUCAUAGCCCCGAAAAGCGUUUGAGGACGAGUACGGUCGUCGGUGUGACAGAUGAUGCAUACCCUCGAAGCACGCGCAGACCGACGGACGAGAGUGGUAUACCCAACAUAUGGCAGAUAUUCUCCGCGCAUGGGUUCAAGCAUGGCUUAGGAAGCUUCGGUAUCGAUGGUAGUGACCGGCGGGAAUGGCUGGAUGAGUGGAUGGGGACGGACUGGUAUGAGGCUGAGCGAGGCAGGAAGGAGUCGUGCGUCAACGAAGAGGGAUCGGAGCGGAAGGAAUGGGCAGUAUUGUGUCAUGAGGACGAGGAAGGAGGAUUGGAGGGGUAA